Molecule: messenger RNA, 2345 nt
Organism: Rhipicephalus microplus (southern cattle tick)
Lineage: Eukaryota; Metazoa; Arthropoda; Arachnida; Ixodida; Ixodidae
Gene: SdhA
Product: succinate dehydrogenase, subunit A (flavoprotein)
Biological process (GO): mitochondrial electron transport, succinate to ubiquinone; tricarboxylic acid cycle
Cellular component (GO): respiratory chain complex II (succinate dehydrogenase)
Molecular function (GO): flavin adenine dinucleotide binding; succinate dehydrogenase (quinone) activity; electron transfer activity
Source: RefSeq, a predicted model, not a curated record
AUUUGCGGAGCGGGAUACGUUUUUCUUGUUAUUUUCUCUAGGCAUCAUGGCGACUCUGUGUGGCGCAUCGCGGUGGCUCGUCCGGCCGGCUUUUCGCGAUGUUUCGCUUUGCAGAGUGAACCGAACACCAGCCGCUCACAGGAAGCUCCACGCAUCUUGCAAGAACGAGCAAAAGUUUGCCGGAAGCUAUGAAGUGGUGGACCACACCUUCGAUGCCAUCGUGGUGGGCGCUGGUGGAGCGGGCCUGCGGGCUGCUUCGGGCCUCGUGGAGGCUGGCUUCAAGACUGCCUGCAUCACCAAACUGUUCCCCACUCGAUCCCAUACUGUGGCUGCACAGGGAGGAAUCAAUGCUGCCCUGGGAAACAUGGAGCCUGACGACUGGCGGUGGCACAUGUAUGACACAGUGAAGGGCUCUGAUUGGCUGGGUGAUCAGGAUGCAAUCCACUACAUGACCAAGGAGGCUCCCUAUGCUGUACGAGAGCUGGAGAAUUACGGCAUGCCAUUCAGCCGGACACAGGAUGGCAAGAUCUACCAGCGGGCCUUUGGUGGCCAGUCGUACAACUUUGGCAAGGGUGGACAGGCCCACCGGUGCUGUGCUGUGGCCGACCGCACGGGUCACUCCCUUCUGCACACCCUGUACGGGCAGUCGCUGAGCUUUGACUGUAACUUCUUUGUGGAGUACUUUGCCAUGGACCUGCUGAUGGAGAAUGACGAGUGCCGGGGUGUGAUGGCACUUUGCAUGGAGGAUGGCACUCUCCACAGGUUUCGGGCCAAGAACACCGUCCUUGCCACUGGGGGCUAUGGCCGCACCUUCUUCUCCUGCACAUCAGCACACACGUGCACAGGUGACGGCAACGCCAUGGUGACCCGGGCAGGGCUGCCCCUGCAGGACAUGGAGUUUAUCCAGUUCCACCCGACGGGCAUUUAUGGGGCUGGAUGUCUCAUCACCGAGGGCUGUCGUGGUGAGGGUGGCUAUCUCAUCAACAGCGAGGGAGAGCGCUUCAUGGAACGGUACGCGCCCGUUGCCAAGGACCUCGCGUCGCGGGAUGUCGUCUCACGGGCCAUGACCAUAGAAAUACGAGAGGGCAGAGGCUGUGGGCCCGAAAAGGACCACGUGUACCUGCAGCUGCACCACCUGCCUCCUGAACAGCUGGCGACACGGCUACCGGGCAUCUCGGAGACUGCCAUGAUUUUUGCUGGUGUGGACGUCACACGUGAGCCCAUCCCAGUGCUGCCCACUGUCCACUACAACAUGGGUGGAAUUCCUACCAACUACAAGGGUCAGGUUCUGACGCAUGGGGAGAAAGUGGUGCCUGGCUUGUAUGCUGCAGGUGAAGCAGCGUGUGCCUCUGUGCACGGUGCUAACCGCCUGGGUGCCAACUCACUCCUGGACAUUGUGGUCUUUGGUCGUGCCUGUGCCCACACCAUCUCCAAGCAGUGCCGACCAGGGGACAAGGUGCCCGACCUGCCUUCUAAUGCAGGUGAGCAGUCUGUCGCCAAUCUGGACAAGCUCCGCAAUGCUAAUGGCUCCCUGCCAGUGUCCAGGAUCAGGCUCAAUAUGCAAAAGACAAUGCAGGAUCAUGCGGCUGUGUUCAGGACGGGCAGCAGUCUGCAGGAAGGCUGCCGCAAGAUGGAUGGCGUCUACAAUGAGCUGAAGGACAUCAAGGUGAGCGACCGAGGCAUGGUGUGGAACACUGAUCUGGUUGAAGGGCUGGAGCUGCAGAACCUGUUGUUGUGUGCUCGGCAAGCAAUCUACGCUGCUGAGGCACGCAAGGAGAGCAGAGGUGCACACGCCCGCGAAGACUUCAAGGAUCGCAUUGACGAGUACAACUAUGCCAAGCCCCUGGAAGGCCAGCACAAGCUUCCCCUGGAGAAGCACUGGCGGAAGCACACCCUCUCCGACAUGGACAUCGCCACGGGGAAGGUCGCACUGAGUUACCGGCCAGUCAUUGACGAGACACUGGACCAGAAGGAGUGCAAGAUGGUGCCGCCUGCCGUCAGGGUGUACUGAGUCAGUCUGUUGCCCCCAACUCAUCUCGGCAAGGAAAGCGCACAGAUGGCCGCUCAUUUCUCGAAAAAUGAAGACAAAGCAAUGAUGUUCACAAAUGUCUUUCAGUGCUCGUCGUGCAAUUCUGCGGGAGAAGCGGCAUACCUGAACUCUCCUUGUACAUAGAUCUGGUUGACGAGUCUCAACCUUGUUUGUUUUUCUGCUCUGUUACUCGGUGGUAAUUAGUGCUCGGAAUAUAUACACAUAUUUUUUUUUUAGAUGCAAGGGCAAGAUUUGCCCACACGGGACUUGACGUGCAGAGCAGCAGAAUAAUAAAAGAUGGAAGUUAUAACACCCU